Messenger RNA from Pseudovirgaria hyperparasitica, 905 nucleotides. RefSeq lists its product as uncharacterized. The transcript has 2 exons. Gene Ontology annotation, molecular function: nucleotide binding. NCBI's taxonomy places the organism in Eukaryota, Fungi, Ascomycota, Dothideomycetes, Acrospermales, Acrospermaceae. Gene Ontology annotation, biological process: DNA-templated transcription initiation. The record is from RefSeq and is a predicted model, not a curated record. Gene Ontology annotation, cellular component: RNA polymerase complex. Bases 198 to 905 code for a protein of 235 amino acids.
CUACCAUCCGCAAAUUACGCACGAGCCGAUUUCCGUCCUGCCGAGUCCCUAAUCAAACAUGUGUUGUUGCAAUUCACUUCUGAGUCCUACCUACCAACCCUGUCCCGAAUUUCUUUUACGUCUAUAAAUGCGUUGGGCUUCCAACAACAUCAAAACGUCCACAUCCCAAGCCCUCACAUUCCAAAAUCACAAUCAAGAUGUCGACUCGCAAGAACAACCUCAAUCUAACAAUGACGAAGAUCCACGAAGACCUGCCCCCGGAGCCUGUCCUCGCCGCUGCCGCCACUGCCGCCGUCGUCGCCGCGCCCACGAACCCAAGCACACGGCCAGGCACAAAAGUCGCAUCCCAAGAAGCUCAAAUCAUGCCUCAAAUCAAAGGCAGCAAACCCAUCGACGCCUGGGAAGCCCUCCAAUGCAUCCAAUCCACCCGCCAAUCCUACGCCCACCGCCUCACCACCCUCCCGCCCAACACCCCGGACCCCACGCCCCCAAACCUCACCUACAUCCUCACUCAAGCCCACACCUACCUCACCAGCCCAGACUCCCCCGUCCGCCCCGCCGCCACCACAUCCUUCACCCUCGACACCCCGCUCCGCCUCGUCCAGCGCGUCACGCAGGCUUUCGGCCCGAAUGCGAUUUACGAGACCGAGUACCUCCAACUGCUGGAUCUGAGGCCGCGGAAUGCGAUUGAGUUGGAGACGGUGAUUGAGGAUUUUGAAAUGCGGUUUGGGGAGAGGCAGGGGGAGUUGUUGGGGAUUGUGCGGGAGGUGUUGGGGGAGGUGCCGCGGGUUACGGCGGAGGAGAGGGCAAAGGGGGUGGCGGAGGAGGAGGAGAGGAGGAGGUUGGAGAUGGUGGAGGAGGGGAAGGGGAGGAAGGAUAAGGGCAAGGGCAAGGAGAGGGCUUAG